Messenger RNA from Salvelinus sp. IW2-2015, 1844 nucleotides. RefSeq names its product carbonyl reductase family member 4-like. Gene Ontology annotation, molecular function: oxidoreductase activity, acting on the CH-OH group of donors, NAD or NADP as acceptor. The record is from RefSeq and is a predicted model, not a curated record. NCBI's taxonomy places the organism in Eukaryota, Metazoa, Chordata, Actinopteri, Salmoniformes, Salmonidae.
AGACUGCCUGUUACGCGAAUGCAGUAAGCCAAGGGCAGGGGCAUGCCAAGGCUGUGUGCGGUGUGUGGGGGCUCCAAGGGCAUUGGCAGGGCUUCAUCAAGGCUGCUGGCAGAGAGAGGCUGCAGGGUUGUUGUGGUGUCCAGGAACCAGCAUGCUGCUCAGGCCACUGUGGCGUCCCUCGAUGGAGCUGACCAUGUGGGCUUUUGCUGUGACGUCUCCAAAGGAGAGGAAGUGCAGAAGACGUUUAGGAUUAUCCUGAAGACCUGUGGAAACAUCUCAUACCUGGUCAAUGCAGCUGGCACCAACAGGGAUGGUCUGUUACUGUGGACCAGGCUAGAAGACAUGGUGGCUAUGCUUCAUACCAACCUACUGGGGAGCAUGUUGAGCUGCAAGGAAGCGCUACGGAGCAUGCUCCACACUCAGGGAGGGGCCAUUGUCAACAUAGGCUCUGUGGUGGAGUUGAAGGGGAACGCAGGUCAGUGUGUGUACAGUGCCAGUAAAGCGGGUCUGGAGGGCUUCACUCGCUCUCUGGCCAAGGAGGUGGCCUCGCGAAACAUCAGGGUUAACUUGCUGGCUCCAGGCUUCAUCGGGACAGACAUGACAGCGGGGCUGGGGGAGUAGGUAUGGACCAUCUGUUUUUAAAUAUCUGCUUUUUAUAAAUAUCUGCUUUUAAUCAGAUUUUUAAUAUCUGCUUUUUAAUCAGCUUUUCGUCUACUCAAGCUCAUGACUUUUUAACUGAUUUUGGAGUGUACUUUUUAAUUCUGAUUCACCUUGCCUUUGAAUGUGAGGAAAUUAGUGCUGAGCAGAAUUACUUGAAUUUCAUUUAGUUAUUUUUUUGUGUGAGCCCAACGCGCCGUUUCUCUAGAGAGAAAUCAAAUAAUUCACUAGAGAAAUCAAGUCGAGCUAUGUGGGAGGCCGGGGUGAAUGGAGUUGUAGGUUUCAUUAGGCAAAUAUUCAACGUAGUUCAGCGCAGAAAUGUGGUAAUUAACUACAAUGACCAUAAUCCAUUUCACCUGUUCUUACCGGCUCRGGUCAGAGACACAUACACUUUUACGCCUGCUAUACGUUAGGUUAGAUGCACACAGACCGCAUGAGAGAGGAAUGUGCAUAAUGUCGAGGUUGAUAGAGGCCGUUUGUGAAAGUAGGCCUUAUCUACUUUUAAGAACUAGAAAAAUGAUUUUGUCAGACAGCUCUGCAGCAUACUUUGGCAAACUAGCCUAGCUAAAUAGGAUGACUAAAGACAGUACAGUAUGGUAUUGCAGAGAUUUGAAAUGGUAUCUCAUCUGUUAUUUCCUCCAGUGGAUAAACAUUGUGCCUCACUGGAGAGUGCUGCCCAGUCCCCUAGUCCCCUCACACAGCUGGUACUCACCAGUCACAUACAUUUACAUGCCAUUAGAAGGCUUCAUGGAUCUGGCGCAUCUGUGCUCAGCUGCUGUCUGCCAUGUGAACUGUAAUCAUUGUGAUGUUAUUUAACCUAAGAUCAAGGUGGAGACAAUUUAAACCUGGGAUCAAGGUGAAAUAUAAUCCAAUAAGCUUUUUCGUUAAAGAAUGGAAUUUUCCCUGUGAUGGAUAAUAUGGCUGCUGAGUACAUUGGUUUGGAAUUGAUUUGUCCAGGGUCUCCUUACUCAACAUAAACACGGUAACUCCAGACUUUGAUUUUUUAUUACCUUUCAUAAACUAACAUGAUAUCAGGAGAACAUUCCAUAUACAGGCACAGAUUGGCAUAUAAAUCAAAAAGGUGUCAUAUAUGUUUGUGUGAGUGACCACAGUAAUGGCAGGAUGAAACAUGAUCUGAGCAGAUACAGCAAAAGAUGCCCAUUUGGUAAUACAGUAGUGAAAGAAAA